AUGGAAGACGUUCUGUCCCGAGCCUGGGCACAUGUAAAAUGGGAGGAAGAUGUCGCCAGUCGCGCUAAGGCGCAGCUAAAGGAAGACCCCAAGGCGGUCAAGUUGGACCGAACCGAACGAGACGAGAAACCCUUUCCAAGACCAACCAGGGAUUUCGGGAACAGAAACUGGGGCAGAUACCAGAACCUGUCAAUCGAGAAGACAAAAGGGAUGGAAGUGUCUACGUGGCCAGACAUCUCUCACCUCUCCGUCUCAAGGCCGGAGCUGAUCAAUGUUCUGCGGCAGAUGGGCCAACAGGUCAAGUGGCUUCAGAAGAUGAAAGCGUAUGAUUCUUUCCGGAACCCUGGCCUCUGGUGCGGCUUCCACCGAGACCACGGUCACAAAAUGGAGGACUGCGUCGCACUGAAGAUUGCGACCAAGAGCCAUCUAAGCAAGGAGACAACGGCAAAGCCCACUGAAGCUGCUCCCGUCUCACCACCUCGACAGGACCGAGUGAUCCAUAUCAUAUCGGGCUGUUCGGAAACCAGCGGUAUAAGCCACGCGGCUGCAAAUAAGAGCACUUGGAACGCCAAGCACGGCCUAGAGGCAGCCAAGCGGAAACGCCUACUCCUGGGUACGGACGAAAUAAACUUCACGGCCAAGGAGCAGGAAAGGGUUCUCACCCCACAUCACGACGCCCUGGCCGCAUACAAGGAUCUGGGGCUGAAGGAAAGCGCUCUAACUCGGAGGAUAACCCCACUCAUUGGGUUCAGCGGAGAAGUCAAGCAGACUGCCGGAGAGGUGACCCUCCCGGUAUAUGCUGAAGGGUUCAACAUGUCAACCAAGUUCCUUGUUGUUAACUGCGAUUCAUCCUACAACAUGAUCCUGGGACGGUCCUGGAUUCACGACAUGGGAGCCGUCCCUUCGACUCUUCACCAGAUGGUGAAAUUCCCUACACCCUGGGGCAAAAGAGCAAUCAGAGGGGAUCAAGAAUAUUCCCGCUCCUACUACCAGACUACUUUGAAGGGAAAGACCAAGGUCUUAUAG
Messenger RNA from Brassica napus (rape), 1026 nucleotides. RefSeq lists its product as uncharacterized. The transcript is spliced from 3 exons. Bases 1 to 1026 code for a protein of 341 amino acids. The record is from RefSeq and is a predicted model, not a curated record. NCBI's taxonomy places the organism in Eukaryota, Viridiplantae, Streptophyta, Magnoliopsida, Brassicales, Brassicaceae.